UCCUCUGGAUGGGGGCACCACGUGCGGCAUUGUGGAGGAGGACGCGGAGGGGACGAGGCGGAGCCGGAGGUCACGGUGCUAGGUCGGCGGCGGGGAACCGGAAGGACGAGGACGGGGAGGCGCGCCACGACGGUGAGGGUGGAGGACGCCGGCGAGGCCAGGGGCCUGCCGCCGCCGUCGCCGGCGACGGGGCCGCACGCCGGCGGCAGGUCGCGCGCGCCGCGGCGGCAGGGCGAGACCAUCGCCAAGGGCCACAAGAACUAUGAGCUUAUGCUCAACCUCCAGCUCGGCAUCAGACACGCUGUAGGAAAACAAGGCCCUAUUACGCUUGAUCUCAGGUCAUCAGCUUUUGACCCAAAGGAGAAAGUAUGGACAAGGUUCCCUCCAGAAGGCUCAAAGUACACCCCUCCUCACAGUUCUUGCGAUUUCAAAUGGAAAGAUUACUGCCCGCAAGUAUUCCGGACAUUGCGCAAGUUAUUCAAGGUUGAUGCAGCAGAUUAUAUGUUAUCCCUUUGUGGCGACCAAGCUCUCCGGGAGCUCUCAUCCCCUGGCAAGAGUGGAAGCUUCUUUUAUCUCACAAGCAAUGAUCAGUACAUGAUAAAGACUAUGAAGAAAGCUGAAGUAAAGAUAUUUCUGAAGAUGCUUCGAGCUUACUACAAUCAUGUCCGGUCAUUCGAGAACACUCUGGUCACCAAGUUUUUUGGUCUUCAUUGUGUCAAGUUAGCUGGAGCUAACCAAAAGAAGGUUCGUUUUGUCAUAAUGGGAAAUCUGUUCUGUUCUGAUCACUUUAUCCAUAGGAGAUUUGAUCUGAAAGGCUCAUCCCUUGGACGUACGACUGACAAGCCACAGACAGAAAUCGACGAGUAUACUAUUUUAAAAGACCUUGAUCUUAAUUUUAUAUUUAGAUUGCAAAAACACUGGUACCAAGAGUUCCAAAGACAAGUCGACAAGGACUGCGAUUUUCUCGAGCAGGAAAACAUUAUGGAUUACAGUCUUUUGGUCGGUGUACAUUUUAGAGACAAAAGAGUUAUAAUGACUGAAGGUUCCUUUGAUAGUGAUAGCAGCAGAGGAUCAUCACCCCACCUAUCGUCUCACCUGUCUAGAGGAGAUACUGAUCCAAACAGGAUGUGCACGAUAAGGCUCGGGUCGAAUAUGCCAACAAAAGCCGAACUAACAGUACGGAGGACUGACUGUGAACCGCAGCUUAUUGGUGAGCCUACCGGGGAGUUCUACGACGUCAUAUUGUACUUCGGGAUUAUAGACAUACUUCAAGAUUAUGAUAUCAGCAAAAAGCUUGAGCACGCAUACAAGUCUUUCCAGUACGACCCGACAUCAAUCUCGGCAGUAGAUCCAAAACAGUAUUCCAGGCGCUUUAAAGAUUUUGUGUACAAAGCGUUCCAAGAAGACAACAUCUGAGAACACAUUUGAAACUGGAGAGCUACAAGGACAUGGAUUUAUGCGUUGAACUGUCAAAAACAUGAUGCUGCUCAUGACGCAGCAGGGUUUGAUGCCUCUACAUGUACUGUUGUAUAUCAUGAGUCAGCAGACUCCACUGGAUGAGAAGCUUCAGAGAUCAGGAUAAUCAUAAACCCUGCUUGCGAAAAGAUUCCAAGGAAACUUCAGCUGGCUGGCUCUCAUGUAGAAAUAAGGGAAAGCGGUGCGUUUUUAAUAACCAGGUCGAACUGUACAUUUUUUGCUUGUUUACAAAAUAGACACAGCUGCCUUUCUACAGGUGCUUUUUCCAGCCAGUGUAGCAUAGCGCAGCAAUGCCAAGCUAUGCCUAAAUAGCUAUAUACAUGCAUAUAGAAUUCACUAAUGUUAGUUUAGAUUGCUGACUUGAAGAUCCUUUACUCCACGUGCGCAUUUUCGGCACGCCUGAAGACUGAACUUACAGCGGUGUCUUGUAAUGGCAAGUUCAGAGAUGUAAAUGUUUUACCUGAGUUAACAUGCGACGCUUAUAUGAUACUGCACAAGUUCACCUUA
Messenger RNA from Lolium perenne, 1983 nucleotides. Its product is annotated as phosphatidylinositol 4-phosphate 5-kinase 4. Gene Ontology annotation, biological process: phosphatidylinositol phosphate biosynthetic process. Gene Ontology annotation, cellular component: plasma membrane. Gene Ontology annotation, molecular function: 1-phosphatidylinositol-4-phosphate 5-kinase activity. NCBI's taxonomy places the organism in Eukaryota, Viridiplantae, Streptophyta, Magnoliopsida, Poales, Poaceae. The record is from RefSeq and is a predicted model, not a curated record.